This is a messenger RNA of Mya arenaria, 495 nucleotides long. RefSeq lists its product as uncharacterized. The transcript has 3 exons. Bases 1 to 495 code for a protein of 164 amino acids. The record is from RefSeq and is a predicted model, not a curated record. Lineage: Eukaryota; Metazoa; Mollusca; Bivalvia; Myida; Myidae.
AUGUACCAGGCCCACACUCUUGGCAAUGCAAGUGCACGUGCCCUAAUCCAUUCAAUGUGGUACACUUGUACUACAUUUUUUGGUAUGAGGACUGGGGCAGAAAUAAGAAACAUGAGAUGGGGUGACGUUCACCUGGCUUUAGACCCUGGAACUGGGCGCGAGUUCAUUGAACUAAAAACUGAGCGCCAAACCAAAACAAGGACGGGUGAAAAUGCUCGAAAUGUUAGACAAAAUCAGCCUCGUGCGUACGCCACUGAGGGUGAGCCCAGCCGAGAUCCUGUUCAUUUAUUCAAAGUGUAUAGGGACCGGCGCCCAGAUGAAUCUCUUGAUCCUGAAAGCCUAUUUCUUUUGAGUAUUUGUACGGGCCAGCAGAAAGGCUGGUUCCGGAACUGUGCCAUGGGAAUCAACUCUAUCUACAGCAUAAUGAACAAUAUGAAGGCAGAUGCCGGCAUAGAGGACCAACGCAUCACGCCGUGCAGCAAGAAACUGCACUAA